AUGGAGGACGAUUUGGCAGAGAUAAUUCAGAGAUUUGCUCUAUCUAUGUCUGAAAUGAAAGGGGCUGAAAUUGACGCGGAGGAUCUGGGUAAUGGGGUGCAGGAAUGUCAAAAAAGCAUAAUUGGGAGAAUUAAGAGGGAAAAAGUAGCAAACUUCACAGUAGUUAAGAAGUUCGUUACUGCUGCAUGGGGCUAUCCAAAGGAUCUGAGGACAACGGAAUUAGGACCUAACCUGUUUCAGUUCCUUAUCCCAAGAGAGGAAGAGAGGGAGAAAAUACUAAAUGGUGGGCCUUGGAUACUGGACAACCAGAUACUUAUCCUCAGAUCGUGGGAAAAAGGGAUUGAAGAGGAUGAGAAUGCCUUUAGGCUAGCCCCCUUGUGGGUACAGGUUUGGAACCUUCCCCUACACUGGAUAGCUAAGGAAGUUGGCAAGAAAAGAGGAAGUGCUUUUGAAGAAGUGAAGGAGGUAAUCAUUCCCCAAGGGGGAGGGAAGGAUGGUAAGCAUUUGAAGUUGUGGGUAACAAUGGACACAACCCAACCUCUCCCACGAGGAACAGCUGUGAACGUGGAUGAAGUGUAUAAGUGGGUGCAAUUUAAAUAUGAGAGAUGCCCUGACUUCUGCUACAAAUGUGGAAAGAUUGGUCAUAGUGAUAGGACCUGCAAGAUGCAUAUAGCGUUAAGCAAAGGACAGAAUGAGAACCAAUAUGGUCCGUGGAUGAGGGCAGGGGGAGGAAAGCUCUCACCACAAAAGGAAAGCAACAGUUCUUAUAGGAAGGAGAAUGAGAAGCAACAUUGGCUGUACAGGAAUGGGGAACUAGUUCCCAAGUACCAAAGUCCAUCACUUCAACAGAGGAAUCUGAUGGAAAGAUGGACGGCAGCAAACAUGGUGAAGCAAAACAGUGAAGGAAGUAGACACCAGGAAUUAGCUGAAAUACAGGAACAGUCAGUGAAGGACAGGGAAAUUGUAUGGUAA
Messenger RNA from Coffea eugenioides, 972 nucleotides. RefSeq lists its product as uncharacterized. Lineage: Eukaryota; Viridiplantae; Streptophyta; Magnoliopsida; Gentianales; Rubiaceae. Gene Ontology annotation, molecular function: nucleic acid binding; zinc ion binding. The record is from RefSeq and is a predicted model, not a curated record. The transcript has a single exon. Bases 1 to 972 code for a protein of 323 amino acids.